Messenger RNA from Naumovozyma dairenensis CBS 421, 2694 nucleotides. It is a transcript of the gene ORC1, whose product is annotated as origin recognition complex subunit 1. The record is from RefSeq and is a predicted model, not a curated record. NCBI's taxonomy places the organism in Eukaryota, Fungi, Ascomycota, Saccharomycetes, Saccharomycetales, Saccharomycetaceae. Bases 1 to 2694 code for a protein of 897 amino acids. Gene Ontology annotation, biological process: mitotic DNA replication checkpoint signaling; DNA replication initiation. Gene Ontology annotation, cellular component: nuclear origin of replication recognition complex. The transcript has a single exon. Gene Ontology annotation, molecular function: ATP binding; DNA replication origin binding; ATP hydrolysis activity.
AUGGCUGAAUCUUGGGAUGAUUUAAAAGGGUGGGAGAUAAUAAUCACCGAUGAAAAUGGAAAUAUCUUAGAUGAAAAUCAACGGAGAAGACGUAGGAGAGGUAAAGAGGAAAAGGUUUAUCUGGAAAGGAAAUCAGAUAAUUUGAGGAUUGGGCGUGGUGAUAGUGUCGUUAUGAACAAUAAAAAGACUGAUACGUGGGCUGUAUAUAUGAUCCAUGAGAUUAGAUUGAACACAUUGAAUAACCUCGUGGAAAUAUGGUCAUUCAAUUAUUUAAGAUGGUUUGAACUAGAUGCUAUUCAAUUUUUUAAAGCCUUCGAUAAAGAUCAAUUGAAGGGGACACCCACCAUUGAAGAUCUGAAUCGCAUAAUUGCUGAAAAUGUGAAUAAAUCAGAACUUUAUUUAACAUUAGAAUUAUCAGAAAUCUUACUAGUAGAUUUCAUUUCAAUGGCUAAUAUAAUGUCACAAGAAGAUUGGGAUAAGAGUGAGAAUAACCCAAAGAAAGACUUCGUAGUAAGGUAUAUCUCAUAUCCUUCAACUGAAAAGUUCAGAGAAAUUAAUUUUUGUGAAGAAAAGGAAAUAAUGUUAAGAUUUAAGCCAAAAGUAGCUAUGGAUUAUAUUAAAAGUAGAGCUCGACCCAUUUUAGGGCGGUUCGAGAAUGGAGACCCUACUGGAGAAAAAAGACGUAAACGGUUUAGCCCAGAGGAAAGGAUAAAAACGUUUACUGCCAUCAAUGACGGAUAUAAGGAAUCAGAUUCUGAUGCAUCUAAUUCUGAUUCCGAUGCAGGUUCUGGCUCUGACGUUAAUAACAGCUCUACGGAUGAAAUGAAUGAAACAGAGGAUGAAUCUGGUUCAUUUUCAAAUUCCGACAUCGAAAUCGAAAAUGAAGAUGAAUUGGUAUCUGAUCAUGAUGAUGAGGAUGUAGAUUUUGGUUUGCCAAGGAUGAAAUCUAUGAGUAAAAAACCAGUACCAGGAAGGAAAAGAGGUCGUCCACCAAAAGAAGGCGGAACAAGGAAAUACCCUCAUAGACUAACGGUACAGGGGCUCACAAUUCCUAAGACAUCUGAGGGCACACCUGUUAUAAGAAAAUUUACAAAGAGAAAUGUCAAUCGUGCAAAGAAGAAGUAUACUCCAUUUUCCAAAAGAUUUAGAUCAAUAGCAGCCAUACCUGAUCUCAGAAAAGUGAGUUCAUUCAAAGAAAGCUCAGAUAAGAGUGAUUUGGCACAUCAUAAUUUGGAAGAUAAGCUGAAGACAUCAAAUGGGCAUAAAGUUGUGGAAACAAUUUUCUCUAAAGUGAAAAGACAAUUAUAUUCGUCACAUGGUAAAGAGGAGAUUGUUAAAUCUAAAAACUUCGAUGAAUAUUUACCGGCUCGUGAAAAUAAAUUUGCAUCGAUUUAUUUAAGCAUUUACAGUGCGUUAGAAUCAGAAUCUGCGACAACUUUGUAUGUAGCGGGAACACCUGGUGUCGGUAAAACUUUAACAAUUAAAGAGGUCAUCAAAGAUCUAAUAAGCUCGGCGAAUCAACAUGAAUUACCUAAAUUCAAAUUUGUUGAAAUCAACGGUUUGAAAAUGGUGAAGGCAACUGAUAGUUAUGAAGUACUUUGGAAUAAGAUUUCAGGGGAACGGCUAACAUGGGCAGCAUCUAUGGAAUCUUUAGAAUUUUACUUCAACAAAGUUCCACAAAAUAAGAAAUUUGCCACUGUUGUACUCUUGGAUGAACUAGAUGCUCUUGUAAAUAAAUCCCAAGAUAUCAUGUACAAUUUUUUCAAUUGGACGACAUAUACUAAUGCGAAAUUAAUAGUUAUUGCUGUGGCGAAUACAAUGGAUUUACCGGAAAGACAAUUGGGUUCCAAAGUUUCUUCGAGAAUAGGGUUUACAAGAAUAAUGUUUACAGGGUAUACACAUGAAGAAUUGAAAAAUAUCAUUGAUUUUAGAUUGAAAGGUUUAAAUGGUAGUUAUUUUUAUGUGGAUUCCCAAACUGGUAGUGCCAUACAACUAGAAUCUACUGAAGAAACAGAUCCAUUACCAGCUGGGAUGAAAAAGAUCCGUUUACAAAUGAGUCCCGAUGCCAUUGAAAUUGCAUCUAGAAAGGUUGCUAGUGUCAGUGGUGAUGCAAGAAGGGCACUAAAAAUAUGUAAACGUGCAGCUGAAAUCGCUGAAACGAAUUAUAUGGUAAAACAUGGCUAUAGUUACGAUGCAACUAUUAACAGUGAUGAAACUGCUAAGGAGGGUAAAUCGGAGGACACUGAUCAAGAGGAAGUACAAACGAUUCAUAUAAGGCAUAUAAUGCAGGCUUUAAAUGAAUCUCUUAACUCCCAUACUGUCGACUAUAUCAGUCAUCUACCGUUUACGUCAAAACUAUUCCUUUAUGCGCUUUUGAAUCUUACGAAAAAGAAUGGAUUAUACGAGCAAAAUUUAGGUGAUGUCAUUGAUGAAAUAAAAUUGUUAUUGGAUAUUAAUGGAACCAAUAAAUUCAUUGUGGGUAUCAAUGAAACGCUCUAUGGAAAUAGUCAAAAGGAUGCAAUAGAGCAACUGCGAAUUGUUUCUUGGGAUUUCACAAUCAACCAUUUAGUGGAAGCUGAUGUUCUUAUCAAAGUUAACAUGAAAAAUGAAAGAUCUUCAUGUAUUAAACUAAAUAUAUCCUCUGACGAAAUAAGACGAGCAAUUGAUCAAGACAUUUAUAUAAAAGAUCUUUGA